UUUCGGCCUGCAGGAAACCUGCCUCCAGACACCUGCCUGCUUUGUGGUUUAGAAUCCCCGUCAGAGCACUGUGCGGCUUGCAAUCAGAGUUUGUGCCCUAACUGCGAUUGGCUGUUUCAUAAGCAUCCUUCCCGGACACAUCACCAUCGGGUACCCAUGAAGAACCCCGGCCGGGCAUGGCAGAGUCCCCCACCGCCCCCCAACCCCAGCCUCUCUAGCAUCCCCUCGGAAACGACUUCCUUGCGGGCCCCCAGCCUCCCCCCGCCCUCAUCCUCCCACAUCAUCCCCAGUCAGCGCCCUCCCUGGCGCUGCGCGGCGUGUCAGAAGAACAACGACGCCUCCUGCAUCCUCUGCAUAAACUGCGACCGGCCUCGGGGGUGCAAGACCCCCCAGAACCUCGGCCUGGAGGACGAGCUAACCAGCCAAGGCCAGCUGGCCAGAGGACGCUGGUCCUGCCAAACCUGCACCUUUGAGAACGAGUCGGCCACCGUCCUGUGCGCCGUGUGCGAGAGGCCGCGCCUGGCUGGGAGACCAGGCACCGGCGACGCCAAACCCCUGAUCGCCUGGGGGGAAGAAACCGGACCUCAGCAGGAAGAUGCCCCCAGCUGGCAGUGUGACCACUGCACUUUCCGCAACAGCGUCGGCCGACGGAUCUGUGAGAUGUGCAACUGCACCAGCCUGCACGGCGAUACCCAGCCCUCCCUCGCCCGGGAAGAGAAGGAAGAGGUGGGCAGGAUGAAGCGAGGGGUGGUGGAAGCCCCCGGGGAGCCCCAGGGCCUCUGGAGAGCCCCGUCCGUCCCGCCCGAGGACGUGGAGCAUCAGAGGCAGGAGAAGCUACGGGACGACGGUCAGAAGAUGGUGGACAUGAUCAGGGAGGCGGAAACUGUAGGCGUAGCCCCCGAAAUGGUGGCGGCCGCCUUGUGCUACUCGGGAGCUGAGCUGCCCCUGGCCUGGCUGAAGUCGGAGCUGCCCUGUGUCCUGGAAGGUAUGGCGGAACUGGCUACUCAGCGAGGCGACAAGGAGCCCGACGGCGGCCUGGGCGCCAUAACCCUCCAGGAAGUCCAAACCGCCUGGGUGGCCAGCCGGGGCGACGUAGAUGACGCCGUCAGCCGUUGCCUCAGUGCCCGUCGGAGCAAGGUGAGACAGUUGAAGUCCCUGGGCUUUGAAGAGCGGGGCCCUGCCUUACAGGCCCUGUACGAGAACAACGGCGAUAUAUGGCGUGCCAUGGUGCAGCUGCAGCGUGCCCGCCUGGCGCCUUUCCACCAGAGGCUCUGGGAGAGCGAAGACCCUCCGAUGAACUUCCAGAGCGCCGACCGACAGGCGCUGCUGCGGCGUCUCCUGGCCUCGCUGUCUCUGCCCAGCUGGGGCCGGGCCGAGCUGGUGGUCUCAUUGAUGCUGGAGCAGCCGGACGAAGGCUGGGAGCUGUCGGACAUCGUGGAGGCUGUCAAGGCCUCCCCAAACCGCGACUUCAUCAAACGCUUGCUCAGCUGGGAGUGCGCCGUCUGCAGCCUGGCCUUGCCGCGGAACAAGAUGCAGUCACUAACAUCGUGCGAAUGUACAAUUUGUCCAGAGUGUUUUGCUUUGCACUUCACCAUUGCCGUAAAGGAGAAACACAUCACGGAUUUAGUGUGUCCAGCUUGCUCCGAGCCGGAGAUCAGCGAUGAAACUGAACUUCUAAAUUAUUUCUCUACUCUUGAUAUCCAGUUGCGCAGUUGUUUGGAUCAAGAGACUUAUGACCUUUUCCAUAAGAAGCUGACCGAACAUGUACUAAUGCAGGACCCCAAAUUUCAGUGGUGCACCCAUGUGAGUAUUGUGUUUCUUUUUUUAAUGUAUUAUUUUAUUUAUACAUUUUUCUUUAACAUACGUAAGUGCUUAGUAAACAGUGUACUGUCUGAGUCCAUUUACUUAUACAUAAUAAUAAUAAUAAUAUUUACUUGUACCUAA
Notechis scutatus (mainland tiger snake) is the source of this 1944-nucleotide messenger RNA. The record is from RefSeq and is a predicted model, not a curated record. NCBI's taxonomy places the organism in Eukaryota, Metazoa, Chordata, Lepidosauria, Squamata, Elapidae.